Camarhynchus parvulus is the source of this 4434-nucleotide messenger RNA. It is a transcript of the gene GRIK3, whose product is annotated as glutamate ionotropic receptor kainate type subunit 3. Gene Ontology annotation, biological process: monoatomic ion transport; synaptic transmission, glutamatergic; modulation of chemical synaptic transmission. The coding region runs from base 52 to 3102 and encodes 1016 amino acids. Gene Ontology annotation, cellular component: presynaptic membrane; plasma membrane; kainate selective glutamate receptor complex. The transcript has 16 exons. NCBI's taxonomy places the organism in Eukaryota, Metazoa, Chordata, Aves, Passeriformes, Thraupidae. The record is from RefSeq and is a predicted model, not a curated record. Gene Ontology annotation, molecular function: kainate selective glutamate receptor activity; transmitter-gated monoatomic ion channel activity involved in regulation of postsynaptic membrane potential.
CCCGCUGCCCCUGGGGCCGUAGGGCCGAGCCGGCCCGCGCCCUCCCCAACGAUGCCCCAUCUCUGGCCGGCGCUUCGCCGCGUCCUCUGGGAAUACUGGGCAGCGCUCCUGGUCGGCGGCUUCUGGGGACAGAGCUCGCACGGGAUGCCGCAUGUCAUCCGGAUCGGAGGAAUCUUUGAGUACGCAGAUGGCCCCAACACGCAGGUGAUGAGUGCUGAGGAACAAGCCUUCAGAUUCUCCGCCAACAUCAUUAACAGGAACAGAACUUUGCUGCCCAACACAACCCUCACCUAUGACAUCCAGAGGAUACACUUCCACGACAGCUUUGAAGCAACCAAGAAAGCCUGUGACCAGCUCGCUCUGGGGGUCGUUGCAAUAUUUGGACCUUCCCAAGGCUCCUGCACCAACGCUGUCCAGUCUAUCUGCAACGCCCUGGAAGUGCCCCACAUCCAGCUCCGAUGGAAGCAUCACCCUUUGGAUAACAAGGACACUUUCUAUGUCAACCUGUAUCCUGACUAUGCUUCCCUGAGCCACGCCAUCCUGGACCUGGUGCAGUACCUGAAGUGGAGGUCGGCCACCGUGGUGUACGAUGACAGCACAGGCCUGAUACGGCUGCAGGAGCUCAUCAUGGCCCCGUCCCGCUACAACAUCCGCCUGAAGAUCCGCCAGCUCCCGCUGGACACCGACGACGCCCGGCCGCUGCUCAAGGAGAUGAAGCGGGGCCGGGAAUUCCGCAUCAUCUUCGACUGCAGCCACCUGAUGGCAGCUCAGAUCCUCAAGCAGGCUAUGGCAAUGGGGAUGAUGACAGAAUAUUACCACUUCAUCUUCACCACUCUGGAUCUUUAUGCAUUAGACCUAGAACCAUAUCGCUACUCUGGGGUGAACCUGACCGGCUUCCGGAUCCUCAACGUGGAGAACCCCCACGUGUCCUCCAUCAUUGAGAAGUGGUCCAUGGAGAGGCUGCAGUCGGCGCCCAAGGCCGAGCUGGGGCUCCUGGAUGGUGUGAUGAUGACAGACGCUGCCCUGCUGUACGACGCGGUGCACGUGGUGUCCGUGUGCUACCAGCGCGCGCCGCAGAUGACCGUCAACUCCCUGCAGUGCCACCGCCACAAGGCCUGGAGGUUCGGCGGCCGCUUCAUGAACUUCAUAAAAGAGGCCCAAUGGGAAGGAUUAACGGGACGCAUUGUCUUUAAUAAAACCAGUGGUUUACGGACAGAUUUUGAUUUGGAUAUCAUCAGUCUCAAAGAAGACGGCCUUGAAAAGGUUGGAGCAUGGAGCCCUUCAGAUGGUCUGAACAUCACAGAAAUCUCCAAAGGACGAGGGCCCAACGUCACGGACUCGCUGAGCAACAGAUCUCUGAUUGUCACCACGGUGCUGGAGGAGCCCUUUGUGAUGUUCCGUAAAUCUGACACGGCACUGUUCGGGAAUGACCGCUCCGAGGGCUACUGCAUCGACCUCCUGAAGGAGCUGGCCAUCAUCCUGGGCUUCUCCUACGAGAUCCGCCUGGUGGAGGACGGCAAAUACGGGGCACAGGAUGAGAAGGGCCAGUGGAAUGGCAUGAUCAAGGAGCUCAUUGACCACAAAGCUGACCUGGCCGUGGCUCCUCUGACCAUCACUCACGUCCGGGAGAAAGCCAUCGACUUCUCCAAGCCCUUCAUGACCCUGGGGGUCAGCAUCCUCUACAGGAAGCCCAACGGGACCAACCCCAGCGUGUUCUCCUUCCUCAACCCUCUCUCUCCUGACAUCUGGAUGUACAUCCUGCUGGCCUACCUGGGGGUCAGCUGUGUGCUCUUUGUCAUAGCCAGGUUCAGCCCAUAUGAGUGGUAUGAUGCCCACCCCUGCAACCCGGGCUCUGACAUCGUGGAGAACAACUUCACCCUCCUGAACAGCUUCUGGUUUGGGAUGGGAGCGCUGAUGCAGCAAGGCUCGGAGCUGAUGCCCAAAGCCCUGUCUACACGGAUCAUUGGUGGCAUAUGGUGGUUCUUCACCCUCAUUAUCAUCUCGUCCUACACGGCCAACCUCGCAGCCUUCCUGACCGUGGAGAGGAUGGAGUCCCCCAUCGACUCGGCAGAUGACUUGGCAAAGCAGACAAAAAUAGAGUAUGGAGCAGUGAAGGAUGGAGCUACCAUGACCUUCUUCAAGAAAUCCAAAAUCUCCACGUUUGAAAAAAUGUGGGCAUUCAUGAGCAGCAAACCCACGGCACUGGUCAAGAACAAUGAGGAGGGGAUCCAGCGAACCCUGACAGCUGAUUAUGCUCUGCUGAUGGAGUCCACCACCAUCGAGUACAUCACCCAGAGGAACUGCAACCUCACGCAGAUCGGGGGGCUCAUCGACACCAAAGGCUAUGGCAUUGGGACACCCAUGGGGUCACCGUACAGGGACAAGAUCACCAUCGCCAUCCUGCAGCUGCAGGAGGAGGACAAGCUCCACGUCAUGAAGGAGAAGUGGUGGCGGGGGAAUGGCUGCCCUGAGGAUGAGAACAAGGAGGCCAGUGCUCUGGGUGUCCAGAACAUCGGGGGCAUCUUCAUUGUCCUGGCAGCAGGCCUGGUGCUGUCUGUCUUCGUGGCCAUGGUGGAGUUCAUCUACAAGCUGCGCAAAACGGCGGAGCGCGAGCAGGCCUCGUGGAGCCCAACCACCACCCAGGAGUCUGAUGUUUACACACUGCAAACAGGCGGAGGUGAAGCAGAAUUGAGCCAACCCCGAGCGGGUGAGGAGGAGCCCCGAGCGUGGCUCCAUCAGCACGGCAAUAAACAGGAACACUCGGUCAGGUGUGAACACCUGACCCACACCGACACACAGAGCACAUUUUUGGAAUGGGAGAGGCAUCUGGGAAGCCCCAGGAUGGGGGAGGCUGUGCUUGCCCCAGAGCAGCUGGCGGUGGCCCUCACCUCGCGGCUGUGCUGGCCGCAGCCCCCCGGAGCGGGACAGCCACGUGGCAGCGUGGUGGCACAAGGUGACACAAGUUCCUCAGCAGAUCCAGGGCAGCUGACUGGGAAGGGGAAGGUGAGCCUGAAAUGUACCCAAGCUCUGGGCCAGGGAGGGCACAGCGUGGCAUGCACAGGACCUCCUGCACCUCCGAGUGACAGCACCCACACUCUCUGAGCCAAGCUCCAGCCCAGGGUGACACCGUGAUCUCCAGGUCCUCAGCUCUGUCUCUGCUCUUCCUGCAAAGCUCAGUUUCUCCUGCAGAGAAGCAUGGGAAGCAACCAUGUCCACAGGCUCCAGCAGCAGCAGGAGGAGAGCUGCUUCCAAGAGCCAAAAGUACCAAUUUCCAUGAAAUUCAGCAGUGCUGAACUGCAGCUCAGCACUGGGAGGGACUGUGGGCCUGGUUUAGGACUAAGUGCUCUCCAUGGCAUCAAGGACCUGAAAGAUGAAUCUCAGCCAGAGCUGACCUGGGAGAAGCAGAGCCAAGCCUGGGAUCCCUCCUGCUCUGACCACAAACUGCCACCCCUCAGGCAGCCUCUCCAUGGGAUUUAAGCAAACACACACUAAAAUGUUUUUAGGAAAUCUUCCGUGAAUUGUCUUCUUAUUUUCAGGUUGCUUAGCCCAGAAGGUUGGUCCUGCAGAUGAAUUUAGGCAGAAUUACCAAAGACCUCUCUGCUGACCUAAGGUAACACUCAAGUUACUUCCCUCAGCUCCAUCCCUGCCACGGGACCCGCAGGCAGCCAGUGGGAUUCGUUCACAAAAUUAAACAAAUGGAAAUUCCUCUGCUCACCAUAACCCAGGAUGUCACACAUGUGAUGCAAAGGUGCUUAAAAGCUCUGGUUUAACCACUGGUGGUGGAGGAAACAGCAACACCCUUCCCCUGCAGGGGUAAGAGGGACAGAGACCCUGCAGGACCCCACCUGUGUGGAGGGCAGGGAUGGAGCAGUGCCCAAGCCCUGGGCCAUGGGUCAGAGGGUGCUCAGGCCACCACAGCCCUCCUGAGCUGCACAGCCAUUCUGGAAAGUUUAUCCUUGCCCAAAGGAACAAACCUGACUGAUUUUGGAUUUUUCCCCCACCUCUUCCUCUCCAUGCUCAGUUGAGAAGGUUGAGCAGAAUUAGCAGAUUAGCUCAAGGGGGAAGAGCUGCUCCCCCACCCCACCAUGGAACACAGUUUGUCCUUAUUUUGCUUUUUCCAUGAUGUAAAGAAACAACAGUGACCCCAAGCAAAACCAGGUGAUUUGUCAUAGUUUGACUGAAGUAAAGAUAUGCAAAGAAUUUACAUUCAUUUUCACCUUUUCACAAAAACCAUGAAAAAUUAGGGAUGAAAGUUGCCAAUGCAAUGGGCAUCAGAUUCUCACUAGUUUGCUGCACAAAUACCUUGAGCAGAGGACAAACUGAAGUGUGGGGCAGCUUCCCAAAGCUAAUGACAUGCUUUCUGUAUUCCUUUGCAAAUCCUUAGGCUUGUCAGAGUAGUAGAUUUUAUGUUUUCCUUGCAGGUUUCUAAGCUCU